UAAAAAAAAAUAAGUAAUUAAUCUUCAGCAAAAGCCGGUUUUAAUCCUAAAGUUAACAAUGCUUAAUAUCCGAUAUUCUGAUACUAAUUUAAGUUAAUUGUGGGCUGUAAUCUCAAUUUAUCAGUUCAUGUAUAUGCUAAUUAGAAAAACACUUGGCCCAUUAUUAUUAAUUUAUAAAUCAGAUUGUAACAGAGUCAAAGAAUACAUGGUUUAGAAAGAUGCGGCGACGGUUUGAGGAGGAAUUCGAAGUGGAUGAAAAUAAUUUAGAUGUAGAUGUGACCACUGAUCAUCCUAGGUACAGAAAACGUUCACACGGUUUUCCUAUAUAUGUAAGCCUAGUAAUAUUGCUGGUCUUACUUGGAAUGUUUGGAUUAGCUAAUUGGAUAGACAAUCAUUUGCCAAAGCCUCUUACACUUGCAGAUGAGGCAAGUUAUCCAGACAGUUUUAUAUCUGAAAGAGCACAACAUGAUUUAAAAUUAUUGACAAGCCUGGGAUCCAAAGUUGUUGGAAGUCAUGAAAAUGAAGUGCUGGCAGUUGAUUUUCUAAAAAGGGAGCUCACAUUUAUUAUCAACCAGAAACACAAGAACCAACAAAUAGAAAUUGAUCAACAGGUUGUUACUGGAGCCUAUUUUAUGAGCUGGAAUAAUAUUGGAAGGAUAAAUAAAUAUGGGAAUGUUCAAAAUAUUGUAGUUAAAUUAUACUCCCACAAUUCAUCAGCAUUAUCCAUCUUGGUAAACUCCCAUUUUGAUUCAGUUCCAACCAGCCCAGGUGCUAGUGAUGAUGGUAUCAGUGUUGUUGCUAUGCUGGAGAUACUUAGAAAGAUGUCUAGAUCACCAGAUCGUCCCUUACACAAUGUUAUAUUCCUUUUUAAUGGUGCUGAAGAAACCCCACUGCAAGCCUCACAUGGAUUCAUUACACAACACAAAUGGGCAAAAGAAUGUAAAGUUUUGGUUAAUUUGGAGGCAUGUGGUGUUGGUGGUAGAAUGAUACUGUUCCAGUCUGGACCAAAGAGACCUUGGCUCCUGAAGUAUUAUAAGAAAGUGCCACAUCCCUUUGGUCAAGUUGCUGGUGAAGAACUGUUUCAGAGUGGUAUCAUACCUUCAGAUACAGAUUUCAGAAUAUUUAGAGACUUUGGUAAUAUGAUUGGGUUAGAUAUGGCGUUUUUUAAAAAUGGGUACAAGUAUCAUACAAAAUAUGACACUUUUGAAGCAAUUCCCCUUGGAUCUUAUCAACAUAUGGGCGAUAAUGCUUUGUCACUUGUAAAAGAUUUGGCAAAUGCUCCAGAGAUGCUAAAUGACAAUGAAGAGAUAAACGAAAUUAUAUACUUUGAUAUUUUUGGAUUAUUCAUGAUAACAUACACAAAAACAACAGCUGUCAUUGUUAAUAUAUUAGUUAUUAUUCUUUCCAUGAGUAUUUAUGUUGUCAGUAUUAUAGACUUCAAACUAAGUCACAAACAAGUAUUAUUGCUUGCCCCAAUUGCAUUAGGUUCAAUCACUGUUAGCUGGCUUCUGUCAUGGGCAUUUACACUAUUUCUUGGGUAUAUAUUGGAUCAACUUAAUUACUCAAUGAGUUGGUAUUCCAAUCCAUGGAUAAUUUUUGGCUUAUAUGUGACACCUACUAUAUUUUUCUGUAGUUUAGUACCAUUUACUGUUAAUUUUGAGAGAUAUUAUUUAUUAAAUCAGUUACAAACAUUAUAUAUACCUCAUUGCUGCAUAGAUGUUUUUUGCAAAGAAAGUUUGGUUGUUAACGUGUCAAGCCAGCAUCAAGCUCAUAUGACAAGAAUAAUGUGGACGAUUGUUUUAUUAGCUGGAACGUUAACCGGUAUUAGAUCUGUAUAUGCACUACUUAUUCCAGUCCUAUUUAAUAGUGUGGCAUUUGCUGUUAUCCAUUUAACAAGGAUUCAGCAUUCAGCUAUAAAAUGGAUAAUGGUCUAUUUAAGUUCCUUGGUUAUUCCGACAUUGAUUUUAAUGUAUCAAAUCUCAAUAACAAUGUCUCUGUUUGUUCCUAUUACUGGUCGUUUCGGCUCAAAUAAAAAUCCGGAUAUGGCGAUUGGAAUACUGGCGACUACAUUCACAAUCACCAUCAUAUCUCCAUACGUGGCCAUCGCAAGUCUACUACGCGACAUGAAGUAUUAUUGUGCAAUAUUAGUGGGAGUAUUUUUGGCGUCGCUAAUUGUAGUUUUUACCGCCUUUGGAGUACCCUACAAUGGUGAAAGUUCGAAUGCCACUCCUCAAAGAUUCUGGAUAACUCAUACCGCACGUACAUUCUACAAUCAAGACGGAACUGUGAACAAGACUGACUCAGGUAUUUUUUUCCUAAAUAUGGAUAGAAACUCACCAAGAAGUGUUCAAAAGUACUUAAAGGAUUACGAAAAAAUUAGGUCCGUCAAAGAUGACUGUGAACGUUAUAUUAUUUGUGGAGUGCCUCUUUCUCACGUACGAAUGAUGGAAAUUAUGGAAUAUAGCAAUUGGCUUCCUGCCGUCGAACCAAUAAUACACGAGAAAAUAUCAUUCACUUCUUUCAAAGAAGAACUUAACAACACCACCAUGAAAUACUCUGUUUCAAUAACAGGACCCGAUCGCCUAGGAGUUUAUAUCGUUCCUUAUGAAAAUAAUGAGAUAAUAGAAAUUAAAGUAAACACUCCGAAUGUAUUCGACUAUGAAAUUAAAAAAGAUAUGUAUUUUAUUCAGCAAACAUAUGGUAAAAGUACUGAAGAACUUCGUAUCGAAUUUCAUGUGAAAACGCCAGAAAAUUGGAACCAACCUACUGUUGAUCUCGUAGUUAUUUCACAUAAUGUGCAUGACAGGUUGAUGAUAAAGACACCAUACUAUGAAGAUUUUAUUAAUCAGUUCCCUGAUUGGGCUGAUGUCACUGCCUGGUUGGGUACUUACUCUUCAUACAUUUUGUGAAUUAAUUGAUGAAUAAAAUAAAUUGUCUAACUGUAUAUAUAUAUACAUCUAUUUUUUCUUUCAGUUUGGUGUUUAGAAAUAUGAACAAAUAUAUUAUUGCCUUUGCUAUGUACUAUUAAAAGUAAAUCGAUUCAAAAUUAUAUAUAAAUACAUAAUUUUUAAAUGUGUGCUAUUUCUGUAAUCAGUCAUAUUGCUCAUUUAUUUUGUUCCAGCUUUAAUUUAAAUGGAAAUUAUUUUGAUUAAAAUAUAAAAUAUUGUGAUUGCAUUUAAUUACAGGUGUGCAUUUGCUAAUAAACAGUAAAUAGUAACGUGUUAUUUUU
This is a messenger RNA of Aethina tumida (small hive beetle), 3229 nucleotides long. RefSeq names its product endoplasmic reticulum metallopeptidase 1-like. The transcript has 11 exons. The record is from RefSeq and is a predicted model, not a curated record. Gene Ontology annotation, molecular function: metalloexopeptidase activity. Gene Ontology annotation, biological process: proteolysis. The coding region runs from base 219 to 2909 and encodes 896 amino acids. Lineage: Eukaryota; Metazoa; Arthropoda; Insecta; Coleoptera; Nitidulidae.